AUGGGUGCCAUAGCCGCAGCGUCAACUAAGGUGAGCGGCUCGGACAAAACGAAGACAAUCCACCCCAGAUCUCACAAAAAGAAGCCCAUGUCGGUGAAUCCGUUUAGCGCAGCGUCGAGAUGCCCCCAGGCUUAUCUCGACAUUGAAGACGAAGACGAGGAGGAGGAUCUUGUCAUUCAGCAGCUCCUAUAUCCUGAUCCUCAUGCUGUCGCCCAGCGACGCGGAGGGUCACGCCCCGGCAAACACGAGAAUCUGGAGAUGUCCAAGACGGUUAUCUACAGUAACGUAUGUCAUUUUGUGGAUGCCGUGGACAAGCAGUUUGGUGACGAGUAUCUACGAUCUCCUACGGAAUCAGAUAUGAAGCGGCUACUCGAAUUAAAUGCGCGGCGUGGAUUUGUCGGAAUGUGGUGCAGCAUCGACUGCAUGCACUUGGAGUGGCAAAACUGCCCGACCGGUUGGGCUGGGCAGUUUAAAGGCAAGGAGAAAAAAAAACUACGGUUGUUCUGGAGGCGUGCGCAGAUGAAGAGCUUUGGAUUUGGCACGCUAGCUUUGGCUGGCCUGGAGCGCUAA
Molecule: messenger RNA, 570 nt
Organism: Phytophthora infestans T30-4
Lineage: Eukaryota; Oomycota; Peronosporomycetes; Peronosporales; Peronosporaceae
Exons: 3
Coding region: 1-570 (189 amino acids)
Source: RefSeq, a predicted model, not a curated record